Molecule: messenger RNA, 1426 nt
Organism: Nannochloropsis gaditana CCMP526
Product: poly -binding protein 3 isoform 2
Exons: 2
Molecular function (GO): RNA binding
Source: RefSeq, a predicted model, not a curated record
ACAACCAAAGAAUCCUUGCAAAAGCCAUGAUGGGCGAGGAAAAGGAGCAUUCUGCCAUGGUAGCGGCGCAAAUGCAGGCGGUCAUGGCGCGCCGGGACAUGUCCGAGUUUGUCGGCUUUAUUAAAGAGAGCUUUAGAGGCAACUCGGUGGCGGGCGUUGCAUUUCUCCGAGAGGCGGUGCGGCGGAUGGAUUUGCAUAACAACGACAGCACUUCCAGCGUUGGGAAACGACAGGACACUAUGACCUUGGAGGAAAAUGAAAACAAUUUGGGACGCGGAGGGAAGGCGUGGCCGGGGAUGGGGGAAGAGGAGGAGCAGGGCCAGACGGAAGGGGAGGCGGAGGAGGAGGAGAGAGCGGCGGCCAGGGAGAUCGAGCUCACUUCCGGGAAAUCACCUGUAGGAUCAAAUACAAUGCUCGAGAGGCCUAGGCAUGGGGAGAUGGAAGAAAUGGACCACAGCAGCACCAACCCUCCGACGCGCGCCGGGGACGAGGAAGAGGAAGAUAAGAUGGGCAAGGCAGGCGAACAAGGGGCGUGGGAGCGCAUGAACAACGCGAAGGUGACCGCCACGUUGGCAGCAGCAGCGGCUGGCGUUAUCCAGGAGGCAGCAAUGGCCAUCGCAGAGGCAGGCGUGUAUGAGAAUGAGAAGGAAAAAAAACAUGUCCUGUCACCGCGCCACGCACAAGACUCUUUGAAGGCAAGCACGCCCCCCCCCGGGGACGGCGAGAGUCCAGAAGGCUCUGUGAGCUCACCCUGUCCCAGCCGAAGCCCCAGGCAUCCUGGAAACAGGAGCCACGCCACGGGCACAGGCAAAGGCGACCCUCGGGGGAGUGGGGAGGGGAAGAUGAAGACGCCCCGGGCCCAGAAAUCCGUCGCCCAGACGAUGGAGGAGGACGUGGACUCGUCCUUCUUCCUCCAGGACGCCACAGACCGACAGCUCAUGACCCUGGUCAUGCUGGUCCCGGAUACCCCCCCCGUGCUGGCGGACUUGAUCGGCAAGGGGGGCAGCACGGUGGGGGAGAUUCAACGCCUGACAGGGACCCAGGUCUCGAUCGAACGGCUCGUGCACCGAGGCCGAGAGAGGAAGGUGGCUCUCAUGGGGAGCAUUCUGGCGGUGGCGACGGCCCAGCAGAUCAUCACCGCCCGCAUUCGCCACCUGGAGGAACAUUGCGGCGUGGGCCGAGAGUACGUGCCCCCCCCGAGCACACCCAAGGGCUACGGGGAGGGCGCGGGGACCCUGUCCUCCUCCCCUUCCUCCUCCACCUCCUCCUCUGCGUCCUCCAGCGCCUCCUCUUCCUCUUCCUCCUCGCCUUCCUUCGAGUCCCUGGGGAUGCCGGCCUCCCAGUCCCUUCCCCCCUUCCCUCCGGGUCACCACCACCACCACCCUGUCUGGAAGGACGCCCAAGGUUGUCUGAAAUUGAAGUUGUG